AUGGCUUGCAGGACCCUGCCAUCCAGACGCCAGGAAGAGGAAACUACCAAAGACCUGGCUCUGAAAUUACCACCAGGGAAACCUGGAGGUCACCUGCCCAGCAUCAAUGAGACCCGCCCUCUCGGCCCAGGCCCAGCCGCCCGUCGUGGCUCCCUGCCCGGCCUCCACCCAUCCUUUUCACGCCGCAACUCCCUGGCAGGACCCUUAGUGGGUCUUGGAGGUCGACGACCAUCCCUGGGCCUGAUGUCCCCUCUAGGUUCACGAGUUAGUUUUUCUGGGCUGCCCCUGAUGCCUCCCCGUAGGGUGGCACCCACAUACCGCUUAGAACCAGCGCCCGGGGAACACUGGGAAGCUGCAAGUGCCCAGCAUGCCCUGGAGGCAGCACUGACCGCACAGCUGAGCGAUGCGUGCUACUCCGGUUCUGAGGCAGGGAAACUGGUGCAGGCGCUGUGUGAACAGAUUCACAUCCGUGUGAAGGAGCUCAACCUACCCCGCUACAAACUGGUGUGCAACGUGGUACUGGGGCCACGCGAGGGGCAGGGUGUGCAUGUGGUCAGCCGAGCACUCUGGGAUGCGGUGCAUGAUGGACUGGCCUCUGCCACCUUCACCAACACUUCUCUGUUUGCCGUGGCUACUGUCCACGCGGUCUACUGGGAAUGA
Apodemus sylvaticus (European woodmouse) is the source of this 660-nucleotide messenger RNA. RefSeq names its product dynein light chain Tctex-type 4 (gene Dynlt4). The coding region runs from base 1 to 660 and encodes 219 amino acids. NCBI's taxonomy places the organism in Eukaryota, Metazoa, Chordata, Mammalia, Rodentia, Muridae. Gene Ontology annotation, biological process: microtubule-based movement. Gene Ontology annotation, cellular component: cytoplasm; cytoplasmic dynein complex. The record is from RefSeq and is a predicted model, not a curated record. Gene Ontology annotation, molecular function: dynein intermediate chain binding. The transcript has a single exon.